UAAGCAUUCACAAAGUCAGCACGUAGUGUCGCAAUUCAAUUUAUUAAAAAAUGAAGCUGUUAUUGCUUUGUGUACUCGGUAUUCAGAGCUUAACACUCGCUCUGGGCAAUGCCAAUUCAAAACUGAUUUGCUACUAUGAUUCGGCAUCGUAUCUACGUCAGGGUCCAGCCAGGCUGGAUUCCGACCAUCUGGACCUGGCCCUGCAGUUCUGUACGCAUUUGGUUUAUGGCUAUGCGGGUCUCAAGCCAGAUACAUUUGACCUGUAUAGCUUAAAUGUCGAUUUCGAUAUAUUCCACUUCCAGGACAUUACGCUAUUGCGCUUAAAAUUCCCGCAGCUGAAGGUGCUCUUGAGUGUCGGUGGCGAUCGCGAUGUGGAUCAAUCGGAAUCGAAUAAAUAUAUAGCUUUGCUGGAGGCAAAUCGUACGGCACAACAGAAUUUCAUUGAUAGCAGCAUGCUUAUGUUACGCCGUAAUGGAUUCGAUGGCUUGGAUUUGGCUUUCCAACUGCCCAAGAACAAACCGAGAAAAGUUCAUGGAACAGUUGGCACCUACUGGAAAAAGUUUAAGAAACUUUUCACUGGCGAUUUUAUUGUAGAUCCUUUGGCAGAUCAACACAAGGGACAGUUUACAGACCUUGUGGUGAAUCUCAGAACCGCAUUUCAGAGCGCUAAUCUAAUGCUGACCAUGACUGUACUGCCCAACGUAAACUCAACUUGGUAUUUUGAUGUUCCCAAAUUACAUAAUCACUUGGACUAUAUAAAUCUGGCAGCAUUUGAUUUCCUAACACCCCUUCGCAACCCCGACGAGGCUGAUUACACUGCGCCAAUAUUCUUUUUGGACGAGCAAGAGCGUCUGCCCCAUCUCAAUAUUGAGUUCCAGCUAAACUAUUGGGUGCAGAAUCAUUGUCCACUUAAUAAGCUGCAUUUGGGCAUUGCCAGCUAUGGACGCGCCUGGAAACUCAGCAAAGACUCUGGCUUAAGCGGAUUGCCAGUGGUACCCCAUACAUGUGGAGCCGGUCAAGGUGGACUGCAAAUUGCCAGCACCGAAGGUUUGCUAAGCUGGCCGGAAAUUUGCUCGAAAUUGCCACUGAAUCAAACAACUGUCUAUCGUGGUGCCAAUGCGCCCCUUCGCAAGGUCACCGAUCUCACGCAGAAAUAUGGAAACUAUGCACUACGCCCAUCUGAUGAAAAUGGCGAUCAUGGAAUGUGGGUGAGCUACGAUGAUCCCGACUUUGCGGGCAUCAAGGCAACCUAUGCCAAGAGCAGGGGACUUGGUGGUGUUGCCCUCUUCGAUUUGAGCUACGAUGAUUUCCGUGGCCUUUGCACGCAAGUGAAGUUUCCCAUUGUUCAAACAAUCAAAUAUUGUCUGGCUUAACUAAUAACUGUGCCAUGCCUUCUAUCCAAUGAACUAAUUAUAAAAUA
Drosophila innubila is the source of this 1420-nucleotide messenger RNA. RefSeq names its product chitinase-like protein Idgf1 (gene Idgf1). The transcript has 2 exons. Gene Ontology annotation, cellular component: extracellular region. Gene Ontology annotation, molecular function: chitin binding. The coding region runs from base 51 to 1373 and encodes 440 amino acids. Gene Ontology annotation, biological process: carbohydrate metabolic process; chitin catabolic process. NCBI's taxonomy places the organism in Eukaryota, Metazoa, Arthropoda, Insecta, Diptera, Drosophilidae. The record is from RefSeq and is a predicted model, not a curated record.